CUCUACUACACUACUACUACUACUCCAUUCGUCCUUCCUCUCUCUCUCUCCUCUCAUCUCCUCCUUCCUCUUUUCUUUGCUUGACAACAACAACGUCUCGCACACAUUCUUCUUCUUAUCCUUCUCUUCGUCUUCUUCCUCCCCCUCCCCCACCUUUUAAUCACCCCGCGCGCUCGCCGGUCCGUGCUUUCACCACAGCGCGCCUCGUCCUGCCCACUUGUGUGCCCCUACUUUGCCUGCCUUGACCACCCACUGCCGCAGUGCACCUAGCCACCAUUUCGUCCCCUUCGCGUUCUCCCAGCAUGUCCAAGCCGUUUGUCCCGACGCCGAGCCUCUCUCGGUCCGGCUCACCACCCCUCAACCGCACCGCGUCGAGCUCGAGCAUGUACGGCAACACCAACGCCACUGAGCGCCGCGGCGAUGAGGACAAGGAGGCCUUCCUCGCCAACCUCGGCGGUGCGAGGGGGCCCUCAUCGCCACAGUACGAGGCAAAGGUCGCCGAGACGACCACGCCAACAGGCAAGGAGCAGAUUCUGCCCAUUCUCAACUACUGCGCCGCGUCGAUCAUGAUGACGGUUGUCAACAAGUAUGUCGUGUCUGGAGCAAACUUCGACAUGACUUUCCUCCUCCUCGCUAUCCAGUCGACGGUCUGUGUCCUCGCCGUCGUCACGGUCAAGCGUAUGGGUCUGAUUACUUUCCGUGACUUUGAUGUCAAGGACGCAAAGGCAUGGUGGCCCAUCUCGGCUCUUCUCGUUGCCGUCAUCUACACUGGCUCCAAGUCUCUGCAAUUCCUCUCCAUCCCCGUUAUCUUCAAGAACCUGACCAUCAUCCUCAUUGCCUAUGGCGAGGUCUUCAUGUUCAGCGGUGUCGUCACCGGCCUCACCCUCUGCUCGUUCAGCUUGAUGGUCGGCUCUUCGGUCAUUGCCUACCUCACCGACGACGGUGGUGAUGCUGCCAAGGCCAGCAUUGGCGGCUUCAACGUUGGUUACCUCUGGAUGGCCGCCAACUGCCUGUUCUCGGCCGCCUACGUCCUCUUCAUGCGCAAGCGCAUCAAGGUCACUGGCUUCAAGGACUGGGACUCGAUGUUCUACAACAACCUCCUGUCCAUCCCCUUCCUCGUCAUCUCGUCCCUCCUCUUUGAGAACUGGGGUGUCGAGUCCCUGUCGAAAAACUUCCCCGCCGACAACCGUGCCGUCCUCCUUUCCGCCAUCACGUUCUCCGGUGCCGCCGCUGUCUUCAUCUCGUACAGCACGGCCUGGUGUGUCCGUAUCUGCGGUUCGACCACCUACUCGAUGGUCGGUGCCCUCAACAAGCUCCCUGUCGCCGCAUCAGGUAUGCUCUUCUUUGGCAACGCCGUCACUGUCGGCUCGGUCUCGGCUAUCCUGGUCGGUGGUGUGGCCGGUAUCGUCUACGCCGUUGCCAAGACCAACCAGGCCAGGAUUGAGGCCGCCAACAAGGCUCGCCAGGCCGCUAUCAAGGCGUAAGCGGGCGAGUUGUUUAACCACUGUAUCAUUAUGUGGUUUAGAGUGUGUCGGCCUGGCGUGGAGGACGGCACAUGGAGACAUUGUGCGGCACGGAGCGAUAUCUCACGCCCGACCUACCUCGGUACUCGCUGUACGUAGCUGCAAUAGAUUUUCCUUGCUUCGGACUUUCAAUGCACGUAUGUGUAUG
This is a messenger RNA of Vanrija pseudolonga, 1671 nucleotides long. It is a transcript of the gene GMT1, whose product is annotated as GDP-mannose transporter 1. Gene Ontology annotation, molecular function: GDP-fucose transmembrane transporter activity; antiporter activity. The record is from RefSeq and is a predicted model, not a curated record. Gene Ontology annotation, cellular component: Golgi apparatus. Bases 303 to 1484 code for a protein of 393 amino acids. NCBI's taxonomy places the organism in Eukaryota, Fungi, Basidiomycota, Tremellomycetes, Trichosporonales, Trichosporonaceae. The transcript is spliced from 5 exons.